GGUGAGGAUUUCCCAAAUCAUAAACCAGCAGGUAAACUGCGGCGCGGAGAUCUGAAGGAUUCUCGCAUAAACGAGGGGGGAGGCAAGGGACAAAGGGGAGGGCGAUCAAACUUCCCGCUCCCUCCAAACUCCCCUUUCGCGGAGAUCUGAAGUAUUCUCGCAUAAACGAGGGGGGAAAGGCGAUCAAACUUCCCGCUCCUCUCCAAACCCCCCUUUCCUCCUCUGCCAGAGCUCUUCGCGCCGCUGCCUCUAGGGUUUGGCGCGACAAAAUCUCGAGAUCCCUAGCCGUCUCGCCUCGCCUCCACGCCAUGAAGCGGAAUGAACACUUUGAUGAGUCACCAGAGCCAAAGCAUCGGAAGAUUAGCAAUCAAUCUGACAGUUCUGUUUUACCCCCCAGUACCGAGUGGGAUGCAAAUUUGGAUGCGCCGCCAGUUCAUUAUCCAAAGAAUAAGAAGAUUGACACUGGAUCUGAUAGUUCACUACCAGAGCCUGCUGUUCUUUCCCAUACUGAGGCUUUCACUACAGGGAAUAAGCGAGGAGCUUCUAAAACUUAUCAAAAUGGUCCCAUUCCUAUCUCAGAAAGCUCUGGAACUAAUGGGGAUCUUCCACAAGACCCAAUGGAUGAUUCUUAUCAGAUGUCAAUAUCAAAUCAGUCUCAGCGGGUGCGGAAGUUACACCGCAGAGAACUUGUUGAUUUCCUCAUAAGAGAUACAGAAGCUAUAUCCUGUCAAGAAUUGAUGACUUUUAUUGGUGAAUCACCAUCGGUAGAAGUAAUCACUAUACCGGGUGCUGUUGCUGAGAUUUAUGGGAAAGACAUUAAGCCUUCGGACACUCUGAAGCAUGCUUCUUUGAAGCUAGCAAAUUACUUCUCUGCUCUUCAACUAUCAGGAUGGAGCUUGUGCGGUAAGUUUAAAAUUUCAGACAUACUGGUCACGCCGCUUGGUGAUAUCCGUAUGAGGACAAGCAUGCUUCGGUCUUUAAGACCUCAGUCUCACCGAAGAAACAGGAAAGACUUUCGAUGUCUAGCCAGAAUGUUCCUGAAACUUCUAGAAGGAGUCAACAGAAUUCCUGAUGGUUAUAUUCUUUUCCUUAAGCGCUUGAAGAUUUUUUCAGAGAAAGACCGUUUAUUGGUCACUCAUUACCCAGCUAAUAUGACGGAACAGGAAAGGUUAUCUCUUCUUGAUAAACUCUACAGGAGUUAUGAGGCUCUCCCGGAAAAUGAUGAGAGGUUAAAGGUUAUCACUGCCGGUGUUCCUUACUGUGACCCUGAGGAAAGGGGUCAUUGGUUUGGCAGGGCCAGGACCAAUGUCUUCUUGACAGAAGUAUUGGAGUAUAGAAAUCCACCAUGGUUAGCUCUUCCUGCAAAUAAUGAUAAGCCCUUGUUCCCACCAACUGGUCGUGGCGUCCUCAAGCAUUGUAGGAACUCAGUUCAACAUGCGUUUAAGGGAAUGGGCACAGAAAUAUUGGAUCCUAAGAUGGAAGAAAGGGGUGAGAAUAAGGAUACUAAGAAGAAAAAGAGGAGACCACCGAAGAAGCAGCGCAAGAAGCUAGGAAAGCCUGUUCGAGUCCAGAAAUUCAGAGCAAUUCAAGUAGAUCACAUGAUCAGGAAGGCUUAUCCUGGUCUGCUGUGCAAAUUUACAGAGCUUAUGAGUGAUGCUGGAUUGCUAGAAGAGUUGAUUCAGUUUCUAGCACUUCCAAUAUCAGAAGCUCCAGCUAGAGAAUCAGAGCGAUGAAGCUUCACUAAAACUACUGGACCUAUGAAAUGUUCCCAGAUCCUUUCAGUAACUUGUAUAUUCAGAUUCUGCAACUGACAGCGCCAUGGAGAGUCAACUCAGCUGGUAACCUGAUUCAACACCCGAAAGUUGGCCUACCUUGUAAACUAAUUCUGCAAUUAAGAGUUAGCUUAGUCUGUAACCUGAUACUACUACUGAGAGUCAGCUCAGUUUGUAGUACUUCGUAACCAGUUUCCGCAACUGAGUCAGCUCUGGUUGUAACUUGAUUGAUUCCGCAGAUGAGAAUCAGCUAAGUUUGUAAUCUGAUUACGCAACUGUUAGCUCAGAUUGUAACCUGUCUUUCGCAACUGUGAGUUAGCUCAGUUUUAUAAAACACUA
Messenger RNA from Triticum urartu, 2111 nucleotides. RefSeq lists its product as uncharacterized. The record is from RefSeq and is a predicted model, not a curated record. Lineage: Eukaryota; Viridiplantae; Streptophyta; Magnoliopsida; Poales; Poaceae.